UAUGUCAGUAUGUGAAUACAUGGAAUAACAUGAGUGUCAUCAUGGUUAUUUAUGAACAUUGAUGAUCUGUAUUUGAUGAUCUGGUACUUCCAACGUCACUAGGCUGAUGACUUUGUAAAAUUAUUUCACCAGUGUCCUUACUCCUUGUUUUCACUUCAUUGCAAAAAUAACCAGGAGCAUGGAAGCAUCAGAGAAGCCAGUCAAUGGAGUUGUUGAUCAGUGGAGUCAUCAAAAAGAUGAUGGAAAGAGGCCUGAUCAUGAUGAAGAUUAUGUAGGGAUCAGUUAUGAAGAGGGGAAACAUUAUCCUGAUCAUUUGCAUGCUUGUCAUGCUGUGAUAUGGUCUGCGAACAAAGACAAGGCAUUCGAUGAAUCUGACGCCAGAGGAUCGGUGAUGAUGCAUGUCCGGUUCGAUGGCUACUUUGGUUUUGCUGGAGGUAUUGUUGACCCGGGAGAAGAUAGAGAGACAGCUAUCAAUCGAGAACUUAAUGAGGAGCUAGGCCUCGACACGAGCUUGUUCAAAGUGACUCCAGAACAUCACUUAGUUUCCCAUUUGUACGAGACGAAUAAAAAGAAAUUAUGUCUUCAUUUCUACUCCUUGGAAGUCAGCCAGGCAGAGUUCAACGAUAUUGAGAGGAAUGUGUUGAAUUCUAUUCAUUAUGGGAAAGAGGUUUUUGGGAGUAUUCGUGUACCCCUCUUCACGUUACAGGAUGGAAUGAGAGGACUGCCAAUAUUUCUUUGUGGGAAUUUUGCAGGAAAUGGAAGAACUCAGCUACUUACUGCCAUAAAGGCUGCAGGACUUCUUUCAGAUGAAGAAAUUCAAAAGGCCAAAAUUGCAGCUGAGAAAUUUAGAUCAACAAAUAGAAGAUGAUAGUGCAGAGUGAAAUAUGAAAAUAGGAGGAAAUUAUGUAUGAUCUCAUUACAAUAGUCGUACUUCCACCUAUCAAAUCCCCGUGUCUUUUACGCUUACACCUAUGAAUUGCCGUGUCUAAAUAGACCCGUGUGUCAAAUCCCUGUGUCUAUUAGCCCCAUCGAGCUCGAUGGGGCUAAUCGGGGGCUAAUUUAGACCCGUGUUCAACACAGGUUUUUUGAUAGGUGGAAUCUGAAUUGCCCCGGCAAUUGCAAGUUCUAAGACCCGGCGACAGAUGGCGCGGUGUAGUUGCCUCGGUAUUGCGCACGCGAAAUUCCCCUCCAACGGGAAAGAAACACAGGAGAGCUCCCUACCUACAGCGCACCUGUCACCGGGGCUAUUAACCAUUAUCUAACACCACUGAUAGAUAAGUGCACCCCAGGUUUUUUGACACACGGCGAAGACAUGGGUCUUGGAAAAACACGGGGUUUUAUGAUAGGUGGAACUACGACUAUGUAAUUAAAUAAAUACUGUUAUUC
Messenger RNA from Lineus longissimus, 1386 nucleotides. RefSeq names its product U8 snoRNA-decapping enzyme-like. The record is from RefSeq and is a predicted model, not a curated record. Gene Ontology annotation, molecular function: snoRNA binding; phosphodiesterase decapping endonuclease activity. Gene Ontology annotation, cellular component: nucleus. The transcript has 3 exons. Gene Ontology annotation, biological process: sno(s)RNA catabolic process; mRNA catabolic process. NCBI's taxonomy places the organism in Eukaryota, Metazoa, Nemertea, Pilidiophora, Heteronemertea, Lineidae. Bases 179 to 868 code for a protein of 229 amino acids.